GACUCAAAGAAGAACCAUUUCUUUCUUCAAUUCAACACAUUGUCAAUUUGCCGCAUUCUAAUUCAUAUAAGGUACUUCCCUCCGUACCCCAUUUUUGUCAUACCCAUACAAACUCAUAUAGUCGAUCCCGAUUUAUUUGAGACUGAGAAAAAAGUUACUCCUAGUAUUUUAUUUAUUAUGAUUGGCAUGAUGAACUCUGCACAAAUGUGCAAACAAGUAAGAUGGCAAAAUUUGCUACACUUGCAAAAUUUUCUUCAAAAGGACAAGGUUGUGGUGGUCAUGGGGGUCACCGGCGCCGGAAAAUCAAAACUCUCUAUCGACUUAGCCACUCAAUUCGAUGGAGAAAUAAUUAAUUCGGAUAAAAUACAAGUGUACAAAGGUCUUGAUAUCGCGACAAACAAAAUAACAGAAGAAGAACGUUGCGGUGUACCACAUCAUUGCCUAGGGGUAAUUGAUCCUUACAAAGAAUUCACCACUAAAAACUUUUGCAACAUGGCUUCAUUUACCGUUAACUCUAUAACCAACCGCGGUAAACUUCCUAUCAUUGUUGGAGGGUCAAAUUCAUUCAUCGAGGCAUUUGUCCACAACAAUAACUCAUAUAAUUUUAGUACAAGGUACGAUUUUUGUUUCCUAUGGGUCGAUGCAUCGAUGAACGUGCUAAAUUCGUUCUUAUACGAACGAGUAGAUAAAAUGGUGGAUCAAGGAAUGGUGGAUGAGGUAAGACAAAUUUUCAAUCCAAAAAAUAUGGAUUACACCAAAGGUAUUCGUAAAGCCAUUGGUGUCCCGGAAUUUGACAGUUACUUUCGUGCUGAACUGUCAAAUUCCGUGGACAGGCAAACUCUUGAGAAGAUGCUAGAGGAAGCGAUUACUGAAAUAAAGAUCAAUAAUUGUAUACUGGCAAGUAAACAAUUAGAAAAAAUUAAGCGAUUAAUUAGCGUUAAAGGAUGGAAAAUCCAUCGAUUAGAUGCAAGUGAAGUAUUCAAAAAACAGAGAAUAGCAGAGGAAAAAGAGGCAGAGGAAAUAUGGAAGAAUAUGGUGAUGGGACAGAGCAGAAAGAUAGUGCAUAAAUUUUUAUACGAAAAUUAUAGGAAUUCAAUGGUUUAUAAAAGUGAUGGGACAGCCAUUAUGGCAGCAGCAUCUCACUAUUAAAAAGCGAACUUAAUCGUCAAAAACACAUCUAAUCACAUUUUCACGAGUUUCAUAUUUUAACUAUUCAUUGUUCGAUGUACCUAUAUAAAAGAUCAUUCAUUUGUAUUAAAACACACCUCGAUGCUGAGUUGGCAUACAUGUGUCAGGUCAGUAUUGAGGUGUAUUUUUAGUACAGUGAUAAUGAUAAUUUAGAUAAGUACAUGAAAUAAUAAAGAAAGUUAAAGUACGAAACUCGCAAGGAAAAAAUAAUUUUGAUGUAUUUUUGACGAUUAGCUCAAAGAGAAAAAAAGAAGUUGUGUUGUUGCAUUAAUCUAAAGACUUUUUUUGUACAAUAGUUGAGCAUGAUGACCAGUUUUGGGAGAUAACAUUUAUAUAUGUCCA
Molecule: messenger RNA, 1530 nt
Organism: Solanum pennellii
Lineage: Eukaryota; Viridiplantae; Streptophyta; Magnoliopsida; Solanales; Solanaceae
Product: adenylate isopentenyltransferase 3, chloroplastic
Exons: 1
Coding region: 178-1149 (323 amino acids)
Biological process (GO): tRNA modification; cytokinin biosynthetic process
Cellular component (GO): mitochondrion
Molecular function (GO): tRNA dimethylallyltransferase activity
Source: RefSeq, a predicted model, not a curated record